Toxotes jaculatrix (banded archerfish) is the source of this 4622-nucleotide messenger RNA. RefSeq names its product potassium channel tetramerization domain containing 17 (gene kctd17). NCBI's taxonomy places the organism in Eukaryota, Metazoa, Chordata, Actinopteri, Toxotidae. The coding region runs from base 91 to 1023 and encodes 310 amino acids. Gene Ontology annotation, biological process: protein homooligomerization; proteasome-mediated ubiquitin-dependent protein catabolic process. The transcript is spliced from 7 exons. Gene Ontology annotation, molecular function: cullin family protein binding. The record is from RefSeq and is a predicted model, not a curated record. Gene Ontology annotation, cellular component: Cul3-RING ubiquitin ligase complex; cytoplasm.
GUAACGGAGAGAAAAAGCCGAGUCAACCGCGGACACAGACGGUCGCCCUCGCUCGUCUUCACGUCGUGUGCAGCGGCUCUUUUCUUCCAAAUGGCAACGACAGCGGACGAUCAGCGGGAGCCGGCGGACGUCGCUGCGUUGUCGACGCACCACGGCUGCCACCACCACAACAGCAACAAUAACAACAACAAUAACAACAACAAUAAAGACAGCGAUGCGGGAGAGAGCGCGACCUCCGCCACCGCCAGCACGACGGAACCCGGCGGGACGGCGUCGCAGAGCAUCGGUAACGGCUCGGUCAUCAAUCCCACCGGGGGGAACAACGGGAAGUGGGUCCGGCUUAACGUCGGCGGCACGGUUUUCCUCACGACGCGGCAAACCCUGCUCAAAGAGCAAACUUCGUUCCUGUACCGGCUGUGCCAGCAGCAGGACCUGCACUCAGACACGGAUGAGACGGGGGCCUAUGUGAUUGACAGAGACCCCACCUACUUCGGUCCCAUCCUCAACUACUUGCGGCACGGCAAACUGGUCUACAACAAGGAGCUGGCUGAAGAAGGUGUCUUGGAGGAGGCUGAGUUUUACAACAUCACGCCACUGAUCAAACUGAUCAAGGAGAGGAUCGUGGAGAGGGACUCCAAAGCCACGCAGCAGGUUCCCCCCAAACAUGUCUACCGGGUGUUGCAGUGUCAGGAGGAGGAGCUGACCCAGAUGGUCUCCACGAUGUCGGACGGCUGGAAGUUUGAGCAGGUCAGCGUGCGCGCCUGCAGAAAGCCCCGCACCGGACUGCUCUGGACUAUGGUCAACAUCGGCUCGUCGUACAGCUACGGAACAGAAGACCAGGCUGAGUUUCUGUGCGUCGUGUCCAAGGAGCUUCACACACCUGGAUCUGGACUUGGUACAGAGCAGAGCCACAAAACUAAGCCGACGGAGAUGCAGGAGGAAGAAGCAGCGAAGGAUGAGGAGGAGGAGGAGGAGGAAGAGGGAGGGAGAGAUACCACACCAAAUGAGUGGCUUAGAGAAUGAGGGAGUCAUGUUUCUUUGUUCCAAAGAGAGGCGGGAAUGGCUUUUCCAGAUCCAUGGGUCCCGGAUGUAAACAUUACAAGAAUUAGAGUUAUUUUUUGCUAGGCUUAUUACGACACUCAUGACAUGACAUGACAUGACAUGACAUGACAUGACAUGACAUGGCGUGUUUGUGUGUUGGGUCAGUGGACAUUAAAACAGAUUUGUAGCAUUGUCAUUAGUUCAUUGACAAAAUGCCAGAUAAUGACCAAAAACGAAAAAAAACAAAAAACUAAACUCAAUCUCAUCCAGUUGCAGCAAGUUCAUCAGAAAUAAUCAAACUGUCAAACUGAUUGUUGUUCUUUGAAGUAAUCAUGUAUUGCUGUGUGCAAACAUUAUAUUGCUGAGCGCAAUAGCGGAGCUUAGUAAAUUAUAACCAAAGAUCCAGAUUAAAGCUGGCUGAACCAAGGUGCUUAAUCAAAAUAUGACAGAGAACAUAAAAUCUACCUGAAGGAAUCUGACAUAGUCUUGGUUACGUAGUGAGGAGCUGUGUUGUGCCGUUUUGGAUUGUCAGAUUUCCUAAUGUUAACACAGCUGGCACAGAGGCAUUCAUCAGUUGAAAUUAAACCAAUAUUCCAGAGUUUACUCUCCUCCCAGUGAUGGAUGCAGUUGUUCCCCAAACUUUGUAUUUCAGAUUAUUAUUCCUUUAGUCCUCCCAUUUGUUUUGCUGAACUUUACUUUUUCGUUAAGCUUGUUGGAAAUAAUGUUGGUAAUUUAGUUAUUUGUUGCUCUCAGUGUGAACAUGGGUUAAAGCUGGUUUGAUCUCACAGUAAACAGGUUCCACAGCCUGUGUAAAGCUGGGGCAGACACUCUGCAGCGUUCACUGCAUACAGAAGCUUGUUAAACCACCUGUUCUGGCCUUGCUGCGAGUUAUGUGAGUCUGUGCGCCUUCAGUUGUGACUUCAGGGUGCAUUAACCCUGGUGUACCUGCUUGCAGGUCUAGUUGUGUGCUGUCAGGGUAAACAUGAGGUGACACUGGUUUGAUUUUGCUGUAGUGUAGCCAGAAAUUGACGAGGGCAUUUGUUAGUGUGGGCUUCAUCUGGCUACAAUAAGACUGUCAAAGACAGCAAGAACAGCCAGCACACACAUACUGCGGUGACAAAAACACACAGUGCUCUAUAUUUUACCCUGCACCAGCACCCUGAUACACACCUCACGUUGGUGCAUGCUCAGCAGCAGCAGCAGCAUCAUCUCAGUCUGUCGCCCUGGCGUGGAUCCAGAGCCAGCUUUGUCUCCAGCUGAUAGAGAGGGAGCUUGGCGUGAGUCGGGAGAGGCUUGAAGGGUAGAUGGAGGGAGGUAACUGUAGAUCAAACUGAGGAGGAGAGGGUGAGACAGGAGAGUGAGGUGAAUCACCAUUUUGUGAGUUCUGUUAUUUCGAUAACACGUGACUUCUAACAACCUCUGCUGGAAAAGUGUAGGAACUGCACCACAGAUCAAAUUUAAUUCCCCUGCACAGGUUGCCCCUGACAGUAGUUUGUUAUGGUCUGUAAUGAAAUGAACUAUAUGAAUGAAGUGUGAGAGAAUUAAUAUCUAGGUGUCAGUCAACAAACACUCCUCCCACAGGGUUUUAACAGCAGUCUACAAGUGAAAAUAAAGGGUUAUACCUUACUUAAAAAUAACAGGGUGUUCAGUUUUAAUCAGUAGGUAAGAAAUUAUGUAAAUAUGCAUCUAGAAUAUAGUACGUCUAAUAGCCUAAUGUUAUGUCAUAGCUUAUCAGAGAACGUUUAACCAGACAAAAUAUAGAAAAUACAUUGUAGAACAGAUGCUGAAGAGUCUCUUUGAGGCAUAAAUAACUACAGUAACUGAGUUAAUCCACAGUGGUAGCAGCCAAACAACAACAGUUAAAACAACUAACAAUAACACUGCUACAGAAAAUGGAAAAGAGGCAAUGGUAACUACGAAUUUUUUUAGUUAAUCAGCCUAAUUAACAUUCCACAUUCAAGGUAGCCACACUCUUCAAAUUAUCUGUUCUAGCCAGCAGCUGUCUAGAUAAGAUGGCUAACAGCUUUCAAACAUCCUGUAAUGCAUGAUAUAGAAAGACUGAAAUAAGAAAGCUUCAUUUAUGUUCACAGGUAUUUAGUUUUCUUUUUUAAAACACAGUUAAUUUCCUUAAAACAGGCUUUAGUUUUUAACUUUACUCAGACCUGGAUCGAUGCAGUUCUUUGACUCUGCUCACUGAGGUUUUCCACCACCCGAGAGAUUAUUUCACAACACUGGCUGUCAGCAGCUUCUGUCUGACCCCUCUCUUGUUGUUUAGCUCCUGUGUAACACUGACUGACCAGCAACAGGCAGGAAACACACUAAUAAACACUGGAGCUGUUUUAUAAAAGCAAUAAGCAGAGUCACAGUGUGAGACAAUCGAGAAUUAAGAUCACGGUUGGCAACUUUUUUUUGGUAACAUUUUGAUAAUUAAAUCAGAAAAAAAUAGGCUGCAAAUACAAUAUUCUGUUUGUGUGUGUGUGCGUACGUAAAAUAAAGUGUAUCGUCCAUUUUUAGAGUUAAAUAGAAACAGAUAUCACGGACCUAUAGGAUCAUUGCAAUAGCAUAUUUGCUGGAUUAGGAGAACACAGUAAAUGUUAGAAUAGUAAAGAUACGUUACUCAUCAUGCUUAUGAUAAUCAUAACAGUGACAUUAGCAGGAGGGAGAAGACUGAAAGAGACACAGUUAUGUUUGUUUUGUUACUUCUGCUUUUCUUUGUGACUCUUUAAACUUGGAUCAUUCGGUGCCUUGAGUUCAAGCAGCAAAACUGGCAUGUCUAAAGACCGACAUGUCACAAUGAUCAUAUGUGUUAGUACGUUUUUUUAAACUAGCUGUUUUAGUAUUUUAGUCAAAAGGAAAUGGGUGGUUUGCAGCCUCACUCAGAGUCCAGUCCAGGUUGCAUAUUCAUGUACAUUUCUUCCAGUACAUAUUUGCUGUGAGAAUUGAAUUUUUCAGGAGGUGUUCAAGUAAAGACAGUACACACACUUCAAACAUGCAGCCGCAUGUAAUGCUGUUUAAAGCAGCUCCUGAAGAAGGUUUUAGCUGUUUUGUAUAAAAUGUCAUGCCUUUUUUUGUAUGUUUUUGUUGUCUUAUUUAUUCUUGAGGGUUUUUUUUAAAUGUUACACAUUGAAAAGGAUUUGGGCUUUGACUUUUUUUUUAGUAUGGGGAUGGGGGAGAGGUUAAUGUCAUCUUUGGGUGACCUUUGCUUUUUUUUUUUUUUUUCUACUUUAAGGGUUAGGGUAUUCAGCGGUAUCUAGAAAUACAUUCAUCAGGUUUACUGAAUAUGCUCGUUUAUAGUUAUUUAGUUCACAUUAAUUCUGUUGAACAGAUGUUACCCCAGGAAUAAAGUUUAGAGUUUUCCUAUCAAAUGAAAAUGUGUUACCAUUAGGUCAGUUUUAUAAACCUCAAUUUACACAUCCAGUUACCUUGUUUGGUUUGCUGGAUUCACACUAAAUAUAAUUCAUUUGUACACUAUUUGUUGACUGGUUUCUGCUGUACAAUAGUGUGUUUUCACAUGAUAUUUAAUGUGUAAAAGUCUACUUACUAGUCCUCUUUCAUUAAACUGUGCAAAAAAAAAAAAAAAA